AUGGAAGCGGAGUUCAUGUCCUCAUCCCAGCCAGGACGCGAACUGCUGGGUGUGAGGGAACUACUGCUGGAGCUAAAGCUGCAGGUAUGCAUGCCGAUGCCUAUGUGGAUGGAUAAUCAAGCGGCGAUCAAGCAACAAGAGGGAGAGAAGAGCACAACGAGCGCGAAGCACGUGGACAUCAGGUUCAAAUUCAUCUGCCACUACGCGCGUGAAGGAAUUGUGGUGCCCAAGUACGUCAAGACUGAGAGCAUGAUGGCGGACAUUCUGACGAAGUCCUUGCCAGCGCCGAGAAUGGAGGAGCUACGCAAUAUGUUCAACUUGAGGACGAUUCAGGCUGAAGUCGAGGAGAAUGUUAGAAGAUACAGCUUUUAA
Peronospora matthiolae is the source of this 372-nucleotide messenger RNA. The record is from the annotation of a GenBank genome assembly. Lineage: Eukaryota; Oomycota; Peronosporomycetes; Peronosporales; Peronosporaceae.